AUGAAAAGUAUGAUAUUCAAUAGAUUUUAUCUUGUCUUUUGUUUACAGCUAUCUGAUCCACUUGACGAUGUAGCUUGGAAAAUUAUGCGAAAAAUGGGUUAUGAACAUGGUCAAGGAUUUGGUGUUAAUGCUCAUGGUGUAGUUGAACCGGUUUCAUUGAGUAAACAAAAAGGCAGAAGUGGUCUCGGCUCAGUAAAAACAACAUCAUCAUCUGAUAAAAAGAUUGAAUCGUUUUCAGGCGAACUGUACCAAUCUUCCAAUCGAAAUUUAGUAUGGUAUGAAGGUUGUGAUGAUGAUUAUACUACAGCUGGUGGAGAUUAUACCUGGUCAUGGUCAAUGGAAGGCGAAUGUCCUACUAAUUCCUUAUCGGAUUUGAAGUCUCUAAUUAUCAGUCCCGAUGAACCGGAGGCUUUAGGUCCACCUAUUGAAGAGUUGGAUAAUGAAGAUAAAUUCUGCUCGAUUCAUCUUGUUCAGGAAGUUUUAAACUAUAAGAUGCGGUGA
Molecule: messenger RNA, 501 nt
Organism: Schistosoma rodhaini
Lineage: Eukaryota; Metazoa; Platyhelminthes; Trematoda; Strigeidida; Schistosomatidae
Source: the annotation of a GenBank genome assembly